Messenger RNA from Trifolium pratense (red clover), 2005 nucleotides. RefSeq names its product NAC domain containing protein 50. The transcript has 4 exons. Lineage: Eukaryota; Viridiplantae; Streptophyta; Magnoliopsida; Fabales; Fabaceae. Bases 178 to 1788 code for a protein of 536 amino acids. Gene Ontology annotation, molecular function: DNA binding. The record is from RefSeq and is a predicted model, not a curated record. Gene Ontology annotation, biological process: regulation of DNA-templated transcription.
AAAAUGAAGAAUCCUUGAAAGGAACGAAGCGUUAAGAAUUUCUUGUCAUUGAAGGUACCCUUCAUUUGUUACUUGACCCUCAAUCAAAGACCCAUCUUUUCCGUUUCACUUUGGCUGCACAAAGCCCUAAUCCACCAUCUCCACCACCACCGCCACCACCCCUUUUUUCUCCACAUCAUGGGUCGCGAACCUCUCUUACUUCCAACCCCAACCCCAACCCUACCCAUAGCCCCAUCUACCACCACUGUGACUACCCUUCCUCUCGCUGUUUCAGUACCAUCUGCUUCUUCUACUGCUGCUCCACCUACUUCUCUUGCUCCUGGGUUUAGGUUUCACCCAACUGAUGAAGAACUCGUUAUCUAUUACCUCAAGCGCAAGGUUUGUGGAAAACCCUUUCGAUUUGACGCUAUUGCUGAAGUUGACAUCUAUAAGAGCGAACCCUGGGACCUUUCUGAUAAGUCAAGGUUGAAGACCAGGGACCAAGAGUGGUAUUUUUUCAGUGCAUUGGACAAGAAGUAUGGAAAUGGGGGCAGAAUGAACAGGGCUACUCUUAAAGGGUACUGGAAAGCUACUGGAAAUGAUCGUCCGGUUAAGCAUGAAUUAAGGACCGUAGGGUUGAAGAAAACUUUGGUGUUUCACAGUGGCCGAGCUCCUGAUGGUAAGAGAACUAACUGGGUUAUGCACGAGUACAGGCUCGUUGAAGAAGAGAUGGAGAGGGAGAGGGCUGGGAAUGGAUCCUCUCAGCCACAGGAUGCAUAUGUCUUGUGUAGAGUAUUUCACAAAAAUAACAUUGGACCUCCAAAUGGACAACGAUAUGCACCUUUUGUUGAAGAAGAGUGGGAAGAAUGCUCGGGAAUGGUUCCUGGAGCAGAGCUCGUGUAUAAUGGUCCUGUUGAUCGCCCUGUUGAUCGUCCUGUUGAUCGCCCUGUUGAUCACCCUGUUGAUCGUCCUGUUGAUUGCCCUGUUGACCGCCCUCUGCGUAUUGAAUACAACAACGGUGGUGUUUCGUGCAGUGAAGGAAGAAAUAACAUUGUGCAGGACACUCAAUCCAACAAUAAAACUCCACUUCUUGUUCAAAACAAUAAAACUCCACUUGAUGUGAACAAGCUACCGAUUGAGACCCAAAAUCUUCUUGCCGUGUGCAAGAGGGAGAGCAUGACUGAGUUUUCAUCACCAGAAAAGGAUGAUUCUAAGCGUAUGCAUGUGGAUGAUGAUUCUAAGCGUAUGCAUGUGGAUGAUGAUUCUAAGCGUAUGCAUGUGGAUGAUGUGGACCCAUCACCCCAAACUAAUAACCCAAAGCCAUUUCCCUUACCUCAAAUAUACAAAAGGCGGCGGUAUAACUUGAACACCAAUCACUCUAAUGUUUCCAGAGAUUCAUUCCCUAACAGUCAGGAUCCAUGCUCAUCCACAAUAACCACUGCCGCGACAACAGUCCCGACAACUGCUGCCCCUGCCAAAACUACCAACGCUGCACCGAAGAAACAUUUUCUGUCUGCACUGGUGGAGUUUUCUCUGCUAGAAUCACUUGAAUCGAAGAAGGAAAAACAGGUCUCGGUUCAGCCAGAAGAUUUUGACUUGGGAAAUUUUGAAUCGACUGUGCCUCCGAGUGUUGCAAAGUACAUCAAACGCUUGCAGAGUGAAACUCAUAAGCUUGGCCUUGAAAAGGAGACAAUGCGGUUCGAGUUAACAAGUGCUCAAGCCAUGAUUAACAUCCUCCAGUCUCGUGUCGAAACUCUCAGUAAAGAGAACGGAGAAAUGAAGAAGAUGAUGAUGAUGAGAAAUCCUUAGAUGUUGGGAGUGAUCUCACUCCUUGUAAGAUGAUGUACUAUCAGUUAUGUUUACUGUUAAUUUUGGGAUAUUUAGUUUAUUUUUUCAUGUCUGUUUCUAGUCUGUUUCUUUGCCUAAAACAUGUCAAGGGCAUGCAUCAUUUCAAAACUCAUCUUUCUGUAAGGCAUGACUUUUCGGUUGCCAAAUGUUGUCAAAAAUGGUCAUCUUAGUUCUUAAA